Molecule: messenger RNA, 1511 nt
Organism: Aaosphaeria arxii CBS 175.79
Lineage: Eukaryota; Fungi; Ascomycota; Dothideomycetes; Pleosporales
Exons: 2
Coding region: 105-1436 (443 amino acids)
Source: RefSeq, a predicted model, not a curated record
GUUCUAUUUGACACCAUCUUCAAUAUGCUCUGUCAUUUCUAAAUCAUUGUUAUUAUUUUGACCAUAUACUGGAAAUUCACUCUCAUAUCCGAGCUCUUUGAAGGAUGGCGUGCAAUGUUGCUGGUUACCAAGGUGGUGUUAACCCGUUGCGUGAAGCGUCAUCUUCAAACAGGCUUCCUGCCGUCACAAAUCCAGUAACACCUCCACGAUCGCGUCAAGGACUGAAGGAGAAUCCAAUUGUGAUUGAAUCAGACACGAGCGAUUCAGAAAGCGAAGAAGGGAGCGAGUAUGAAGACAAAGAUGACGGCGACGAAGAAAGCGAUGACUCCUACGAAAGUGAUGGAGAGCACGAUGACUUAUUCGAUAUUGACGAGGAAAAUAGAGCUUCGACCCCGGUGACCCCACCUAUGGAUGAACGGAUCGGAAAGGACUACAAUCUGCAAACACCCUCGAAGAAGAAAGAUGGCAGCUCCUCGGAUCAAUGCAGUGACGAUGAUGCGGACGAGGACUCCCGGAUCACUAGAUCGGGGACGAAAUACCCAAACCUCCGACGAGGUUCAAAUGCCCAGUUUGCUGCUAUUCAGAAUGAAUCAUCCAUUGGCAGCUCUGCUAUUCCUAUCAGACUUAGCACGUCUAGAUCUUUCGGACCUGAAACCGAGAAAUCAAGGGAUAAAGGUCCCCAGACAGACGGAAUGUGUUCACCACAAGCAGGCACGCUCGUACGCACUCAGAUUAUCAGCUCCUCCGCCAGCUCUAGUGGCGCAGCAAGCAUCGUCCCAUCCGACACUCGUGAGAAACUGCUAAAAGAUAUGACCCUAUAUACUACAACACCCACUCAUUCUACCAUGCGUCGCAAUAAGAAGGUAGACAGAGGUAGUACGGCAUUAGCAGAGCUUUACGGGGAACCCUCAACACUUGUCAACGGCUCCAAACAACAAAAGACAUCAGUACAUCCCUUCUCCGAAGAGCUCAGCGGCGACAUCCGAAAAAUCUUUGACAAGCCCCGCUGCAAGAGUGAAAUGGAGGAUGGAUAUGUGUACAUUUUCAAAUCGGACAGACACAAAGGCCUGAUCAAGAUAGGGUUUUCGGUGCACAAUCCAGACGGGAGAUUGAAAGAGAUUGAGGGGAAAUGCAAAGUGCCCUUGGUGUUUGUCUGGAGGACCGGACUGAUCCCACACGGACAACUCCUGGAAAAGGCGGCGCAUGCUGAAUUAAAAAUGGACAAGGCGACUUCUCCAUGCAAAUGCAGAAAGAAACACAGAGAGUGGUUCACCACCGAUCAAGAGCAUGUUAAAAAAGUAUUUCAGAAGUAUGCGAAUUGGUUAGAGACAAAACCUUAUGUGGAGGAGACAGUCGUGCGGUAUGUUCUAGCUAAUGAGAGCCGGCAGAGGAUGGAGGAGGUGAGCAGGCCGAUACCGAAAGAUUCACAUGAUUGAACUGAGUGUUGAUGCAACAUAGCUCAGGCCGAUCGGCUGACGAUCGAGCGUAGCUGCGCGGCAAGUGUAGAUGUA